Dermacentor silvarum is the source of this 2999-nucleotide messenger RNA. RefSeq names its product soluble guanylate cyclase 88E. The transcript is spliced from 11 exons. Gene Ontology annotation, biological process: response to oxygen levels; nitric oxide-cGMP-mediated signaling; cGMP biosynthetic process. Lineage: Eukaryota; Metazoa; Arthropoda; Arachnida; Ixodida; Ixodidae. Gene Ontology annotation, cellular component: guanylate cyclase complex, soluble. Gene Ontology annotation, molecular function: oxygen sensor activity; guanylate cyclase activity; heme binding. The record is from RefSeq and is a predicted model, not a curated record. Bases 97 to 1962 code for a protein of 621 amino acids.
GGCGCUACCUGUUAGCCCCCGGCAGGUGAAAUUCGUGAGCUUGACCAAAGCCAGGUUAAGUUAGCACCGCUUUGUCUUGAACGUGCAGCGGACGCCAUGUACGGCAUGCUUCUGGAGAGCGUACAGCACUACGUGCGGCUCCAGUUCGGCGAACCGCUGUGGGAGGCGGCGCUUGCGGAGCUGGGCCAGCACAACUUUUCCACACAUGUGGUGUACCCAGACGACUCCAUGACGAGGUUGGCCGACGCCUGCGCAAAGCGGGUUCCCGGAUGGAGCCGCGACACAUUCCUCUUCUUCUUCGGGCGAUGCUUUGUGCGCUUCUUCAGCCACUACGGCUACGACAAGUUGAUCCGGGCAUCUGGCCGUCACCUGCGAGACUUUCUUGCUGGCAUAGACAAUCUGCACCACCAGAUCCGCUUCAGCUACCCGCGCAUGCGCAGCCCCUCGCUGCAGCUGCUGCAGGAGCACCGCGGCGGCGCGCUCCUCCUGUACCGCUCGUGCCGUCGCGGCCUCCACUUCUACCUGGUCGGUCAGCUGGUGCAGGUGGCCAGCACCUUCUAUGGCAUGCGCCUUCAGGUGCGCGUGCUGAGCCAGCGCAGUACACCGGAUGGUGCCCAGGCGCUGCUGCGAUUGAGCUUCGACAACGCCGCCUUCACGCUGAACGAGCAGCGCCGGCAGCGCGCACAGGAGGGCAUUUCGCUGCCCGACGUAUCCUGGGGAUCGCUGCUGCGCCUUUUCCCGUUCGGCAUGCUUGUGGACCGGUGCAUGCGGCUCCUCUGGCUAGGACACCGACUGCGCAUGGUGUUCGGUCAGGGCGGGGAGACCGGAGCCUGCCCCGGCAGACCAGUGCACGACCUUAUGCGCCUGCACAGGCCCAUGGUUGCCUUCACGUGGGAAAACUUGCUGGCCAAUCAGCAAGUCGUGGUGGAGCUGGAGUGCAUUUUCCCCGAACAGUCCACCCUGCCUUCCUGUCGUUUGCUUCUCAAAGGAGAGAUGCGCUACCUGCACGAGUCGGACGUCAUACUAUUCCUUGGGGUGCCACUACUGAGUGGCCUGGACGAGCUGCAGAUGGCGGGCCUCUACCUCGAGGAUCUGUGCAUCCACGACAUGACGCGCGACAUUGUGCUGGCUGAGUGGCAACACGGCGCCAACCUCGAAGUCUCCUACAGAGAGCAAGAGCGCAAGAGUCAGACGCUCGAGGAGAACCUGGUGAGGCUGGAGGCAUGGCGCCAGAGGGGCGACGAGUUGCUCUACUCCAUGAUACCAAAGUCUGUGGCCGACCGGCUGCGCCGCGGAGCCCAUCCCGUCGACACAUGCGAGACGUUCGACAGCGUGACGGUACUGUUCAGUGAGCUGGUCAACUUUCCUAUGGCGUGCCGACAUCUGAGUCCCAUGCAAGUCGUCAGCUGGGUGAACGCAACAUUUUCUCUCUUCGACUUGAUCACGGAUCGCUACCACGUCUUCAAGGUGGAAACUGUUGGCCAAGUUUACAUGCUCGUGAGCGGUGCGCCUGAACGACGAGAAGACCAUGCUGAACAGGUCUGCGCAGCAGCGCUGGAAAUGCUCUUCUCGUUCCAGGGAAAGCGACAACCCUUUGACGAGCAAGGCACAUUCCUGAGACUCGGUGUGCACUCGGGGCCCGUUGCAGCCGGUGUGGUGGGCCUCAAGACGCUGCGCUACUGCCUCUUCGGAGACACCGUCAACACGGCGGCGCGGAUGCAAACACACGCAGAGAAUGGAAGGAUUCACAUCAGUGACAGCUGCCAGAAACUCAUUCGGAAGAAAGGCUUCGUUACUGAAACUCGUGGGAAGAUUGAAGUCAAGGGCAAGGGAAAGAUGCGCACUCACUGGCUCCUGGAAGGCGACGUGCUGUCGAGCGCCGCCGGCGGUGGCCGCCGCCGCAUCUCGCUGGGUGAAAUGGGACCGCUCACACGAGCCAGGGCCAAGCGAGCAUCCAAGUGAUGGUCCGUCGGAGACCAAUUAUGAUCGACUCAGUGCAGGCCAUCCGAAGCCUUCUGCAAGCAUUAUAGGACAGCAUAUCCCACAAACGGGGAUCCGGUCGCGUCAUUUUCAGGCCGGGCUCGCCAAGCAGAUUGAAUAAAGGACAGCAAAUGAGUGUGACGUCGAUGAAUGUGAAGUUCACGUAUCAGUUUAACAUCGAGCAGGAGGUAGCAGUUCUUGUGCCUAAACUCUGAUCUCGUUUCGUAAAUCCUGCUGUCAUGACCAAGCCUUGGUUGUUGCGAAAAUUCUUGCUUGCGAUUCUUGUUUUAGCAAUAAUUUCUAUCCUGGCUUUCUGCAUCCGAGUGUAAUAACUGUCGAACAUUUUGAGUGAGUGUGCUAAAUUACUGCUUUAUUAUUUUUUGUAGCAAUUUGUGUUUAUUCGCUCGGCAAGUCAGUGGAGGCGAAAGUAUGAUUAACGUUUUCAUGUGCUGCGGGGUUUCGUAGGAAUGGAAGCACCAUCACGUGACAUUCUCAGGGCUGGGGUUAUUCAUGUUCUGUCUCACAAGCAGUAUACCACUUGGAGAUGCUAAAGCUAAUUUCUCUCAAUCAGCACUCGCCAUCACAAAGCAGCUUGCGUGAAAGGUUGGUGAUUGGCUGGCGUUUCCUGUAUCACGUAGUUGUUUAAUAGGAUAUACGUGAAGAAAAAAAGAGCCGGUGAGUGACAAAACAUUUUUCGCUCUCCUCUGAAAAUGGGACUGCUCACUGACAUAAAGCCAGCUCUGAUUCUAUGAGCUGUCAUGAAAGAAUCAGCUGUAGCAAUGUCUGCACGAAGAAACACGCUAACAACGUCUUUAGGUGAUCCUGUGGGUGCGUCAUCCUUCUUGAUCCUUCUUUCGCAUUCAAAGUGAGCUUUGUUGGCCAAUCACAAGGUAUUAAGAUGGAAACGACUGCGUCUUCGACCUGAGGGUGAACGAAGAGCUAACUCAACGUCUUUUAGUGUAGCGUGGUUAUGCUGUGCAUUGCCAUUUGACUGUGUCUUAUUCAUUCGGUUGAUAAAU